UACCCAAAAAUUUCCCUCGCGACAGACAUCACCGAUCAAAACACCAUCAUGGCAGAGGACACACACCCAGCCUAUCUCUCACCUAGUGAGCUGGGCACAAAAGAAUACUGGGAAACCUACUACGCCCGCACCCUCUCACACAUCUCCCACACUGACGCCGAACAAUCCUCAAAACCAGAGGCUGAUGGCUCCGCAGACUCGGACGCAGAAUCAGACGUCAACGACGAAGACGACCCCGGCACAUCAUGGUUCUCCGAGCACAACGCACCGGAGAAAGUCCUCCGCUUCCUAACGCGACGAUCCUUCCCACUCGCACCGCAGAAUACCCGCUCCCAGUCAACGCAGCCGUCUAUCCUAGAUCUCGGCACGGGAAAUGGGAGUAUGCUUGCGCUGUUGCGGAAAAAGGGACGGUUUGCGGGGAAUAUGGUGGGGGUGGAUUACUCGGCGAGGAGUGUGGAGUUGGCGCGAGAGUUGCAACGAUCUAGGGGGCAUUCCGCGUACCGAACUGAUGAUGAUUCUGAUUCUGAUGGGUCUGAGGAGGAUGAGACUGAACAGACAGACGCAGAUACCCCCGAGCCAGCGCCUAUCCAAUUCGAGGAAUGGGAUAUCCUGGGUUCAAAGGCUCUUCUCUCCGAGUCCGGCGUGAAAACCUCCCCCACUACCAAAGACGAAACGCUAUCUUGGUUCCCUUACGAGGCAGGUGGUUUCGAUAUCGUUUUGGACAAGGGCACGUUCGAUGCGAUCUCGUUAGCGGAUGAUGCCAAGGCGACGCGCGUGUGUGAGCGGUAUCCUGAUAUUGCGCGACGAUUGGUCCGCAAAGGUGGAUUUUUGAUUGUCACGAGUUGUAAUUGGACUGAGGAGGAGCUUGUUAAGUGGUUUGUCGCGGGGAAGGAGGAAGGAAGCGAUCGUUUGGUUGUUUGGGGCCGUGUUGAGUAUCCGCGAUUUAGGUUUGGAGGACAGGAAGGGCAAGGAGUGUGUACGGUGUGUUUUCAGCGUGUUUCGGAGGUUUGAUUGAGUGGCAUUUGGGAGGCUAUCAUUGUUGUUAAGCUCUGAGUAUGUGAGCGUGGGAAUCAAUAAUCUACUAUAGAUCGAAGCUAUGACCGAUGAUGCAUGACCUCCAUCUUAUACAGUUUCCUCUCCCUUCCAGUAUUUCUACAGAGUCAAGGGAAGAAUCGGGGAAGAUACCCCAUUCAUAGGAUUGAACGGAGAUAGUGAUAUGUCGUAGAGGCUAGCGCUCGAGGGACUCAUCUGUCAAUUUGAACCCAAUCACAACAGUGAGAACCCGGGGGAGAAGGAGAGGUGUUACAAUGGCCAACGAGGCGUGAGCGAAAGGAAGACGAUAGAGCGAGAUGCGAGUGAGAGACUAAUCAUUCAAAAAAUUAGACGGUACCGUCGGUUUGAAACAGUGGCGGACAAUUUCGAGAUAGAACGUGUAUGACUUUCCGGCUCCGAGGCCACCGGCCACUGUCCUCUUUAAGGUUCACAUUAGAUCCCCGUUGUCUCAUUUUCUAUAUCCCGCUGGUUUGGAGUUCUGUGAAACGAAGGUAUAUCCUCGUAAUUCAAUAAUGCCAAAAGGCACGAAGAGAGAUCCUCCAAGGACUCUUCUACUUUCAUUCUCUCUUAUUGUAAUAGCUUUGAGCUGGAGCCCUGAGGAUACGAAUAGGAGUGGUGGAAUCGAGGCGAGGAGCUAGCGAUAGGGAUGAAGUAUACCCUCGCCCAAGAAAACUAUUCUUAAGUUAAUCCUUAAACGUAUCGCUCGAGAAAAAGGUCACAGGGCAUGCUGAUAGCGCUAGAUCAUGUUCAAGACUAUCAGGCGUUAUAUCGAAGUGGAUGGCGCAAUUGAUCGAUAAAGAAAACGCCAUUCCAUUUGAGAUAGAGGAAUGAUGGGAAAAUGGUAUCGAAUAACAGUGAUAUGGAGCAGAGUGCAGUCUAGUUGUAAAGGAAGAUAGAUAGAAGAAACCGAUUCAUGGGAGAUUAGUUGAUUCAAGAAGGAUAAAUUGGAAGGAGAACUCGUUCUGGAGACAAUCAGGUUAAUGGCGUACUUGUGAGAGGGUAAUAAGAUAUGUAUAGUAGCUACAUGCUGU
Messenger RNA from Penicillium brasilianum, 2084 nucleotides. Lineage: Eukaryota; Fungi; Ascomycota; Eurotiomycetes; Eurotiales; Aspergillaceae. The record is from the annotation of a GenBank genome assembly.